AUGACAUGGGAUAUUGAACUGCAUAAUAAUAAAAUAAAAAGAAUACGGAAUGGCGCUUUCAAAGACCUGAAACUUGAAAUGCUUCUUAUAUUUGCCAAUGAGAUUGAAGUUGUUGAGGAGGACGCUUUCAGUGGAAGUGAGGACACUCUGUAUGUCCUCCAUCUGUAUAAUAAUAAACUGACUAGUGUUCCAUCUGCUGCUGGUAAAAUGAGGAAGCUUAUGGGUUUAGAUAUCCAUAAUAAUCCUAUAUCUACAAUCAGGGAAGAUGUUCUUAGAAGCGUUUCAAGCACAUUGUCCGGAAUUAUGUUUGGUGAUACAAAAAUGACCUCGUGGCCAAAUUCUUUAAACGUUUUGUCAAACCUGGAUUCAAUAACGAUUGAAAAUUUAAACAUCGCACGAAUUCCAGAAGAUGCAUUAACUAAUUUUCGCAACCUGAGUAGUUUUGAGAUGAUUUCAACGAAUGUCAGUAACAUUCCAACUUCUCUUGGUGAUCGCUCAUUGUUGGAAGAUAUAAAUUUAAUAGAUAAUCCAAUGCUUACAACUGAAAGCUUUGAACCUAAGACAUUUAUCAAACUUCCUACCCUUAUGCGAAUGACGAUUAUGCAUAGUAGUAUAACUAUUUUGCCGAACAUCUUUCGUAAACUUAAUAAUUUGUUUAUGUUGCAGCUAGAGAACAAUCCUAUUACAUCAAUUCCGGAUAACGUGUUUAAUCUGAAUUUCUCCUCUAGUUUUUGGUUUAUGACACUAAAGAACACAUCUUUGGCCAGUGUUCCAAAGGCUUUAUCAAACCUAACUAGUCUCACUCGACUUGAUUUUAUGACAAGCUUAAUAACGGAAAUUCAAGAUACCGAUUUCAGUAAAAUGGAUAAACUAGAGAGAAUGUAUUUCACAAACAGUCCAUUGCAUACCGUAUCCGACAAUGCUUUUCAUGGACUUAAGUCAUUGAAGUAUCUAACUCUGGAUAAUACACAUCUUACUGCCGUACCGAAAGCAACGAUGAAUCUACCAUCACUUUCAGAGCUAAGUUUAUCAAAUACCAAAGUUGUUUGUACAUGUACCAAUCUAGGAUGGAUUAAACAAUGGCCUAGGCACAGUGAAGUGGAGAUAUACGGAAGUUGUUACAACAUUAGGAUGACGAUUGCAUUAUAUGUUUAUAAAGAGCUGCCAAAGUGUUAA
This is a messenger RNA of Mytilus californianus (California mussel), 1176 nucleotides long. Its product is annotated as leucine-rich repeat protein soc-2 homolog. Bases 1 to 1176 code for a protein of 391 amino acids. The record is from RefSeq and is a predicted model, not a curated record. Gene Ontology annotation, molecular function: protein binding. Lineage: Eukaryota; Metazoa; Mollusca; Bivalvia; Mytilida; Mytilidae. Gene Ontology annotation, cellular component: extracellular matrix. The transcript has a single exon.